Linum trigynum is the source of this 1604-nucleotide messenger RNA. Lineage: Eukaryota; Viridiplantae; Streptophyta; Magnoliopsida; Malpighiales; Linaceae. The record is from the annotation of a GenBank genome assembly.
CCAUACGUUAGUGGUCCAAAAGUUCAAUGACUGUCAGUGUAAUUGAUCCAGAAAAGAAAUGUAUGGCAAGAAAUGAAAGUUAGUGAUAGAAAAUACAGGAAUUCCCUCCAAAACCGUCGUCCACAAAAUUCCAGCCAGUGCCAAUUGUAAUGCUCUGAAAUCUGCAUUUCCCUUCCCACACAGUCACCGCAGAAAAUGGUUUUGGCGGCUCCUCUCCUGCCUUCUUCUUCUCUUUUACUUCCCACUAGAACAACUCAAGUUUUGGCGGACUUCAGUAACAGAGGAACAACUGCAACCACAAUCAGAACAAGAAUCAGCAGCAGCAGGAGUUUAACGGUCAGAGCGAGCACCGCCCAGAAUCCCAAAGACGACGACGACGAUGCGACGGCGGGAUUCAACCCUUUUGGAUUCGUUACCGAUAACCCUUCCAGUCGAGCAGCGAUUCAGCUCCCUCAAGUCCCUGCCGAGGAUGGAAAUGUCGGCCAGAUGCUCUACCGGAUAGAAGACAAGGGGAGGGAGUUCGGGAAGUACGUCGUGGCAGGGCGGGAGAGAUUGAGGUGGUUUGUCAGAGAAACUGGAUCGCCUGAUACUCGAAGGGGAACAAUUCUCUUCCUCCAUGGAGCUCCAACACAAUCUUUUAGCUACAGAGUUGUUAUGUCUCAGAUGUCGGAUUCCGGGUUCCAUUGUUUGGCACCGGAUUGGAUUGGAUUCGGUUUCAGUGACAUGCCACAGCCUGGAUACGGAUUUGAUUAUACAGAAAAGGAGUUCCAUGAGGCCUUGGAUGACUUGCUUGAAGAAAUGAAAGUCAAAACUCCUGUAUUCCUUGUUGUUCAGGGAUUUCUUGUAGGUUCCUAUGGAUUGACUUGGGCUUUGAAGAACGCAAGCAAGAUAUCGAAACUCGCAAUUCUCAACACCCCACUGACUGUUUCAUCUCCUGUUCCUGGGUUACUUAAACAGCUAAGGAUUCCACUCUUCGGUGAAUUCACCUGCCAGAAUGCUAUCAUCGCUGAGCGGUUUAUUGAAGCAGGUAGCCCCUAUGUUCUGAAGUCAGAGAAGGCUGAUGUCUAUAGAUUACCAUACCUCCGCAGUGGUGGACCCGGAUUCGCAUUGCUGGAGGCUGCAAGGAAAAUUAAUUUCAACAAUGUUCUAAGUGAGGUAGCCAGUGGCUUGACUUCUAAAAGUUGGGACAAGCCAAUACUCGUUGCCUGGGGAAUGGCGGAUAAGCAUCUGCCGCAGUCUGUGGCAGAAGAGUUCCGGAAAGGGAAUCCUGGUAACAUCAAGCUUAAGUUGAUUGAAGGAGCUGGGCACAUGCCACAAGAAGACUGGCCUGAGAAAAUUAUUGAAGCUCUGAGGCAGUUCUUUUAUUAAACAUUGAAAUGCAUCGAGGCACUGGUGGUGCUGCGUAUUACAUCAUAGAGGAAAUUGGGCGUUCGCAGCUGAAACUGGAAAAGUGGCAGAUAUGCUCCUACAGGACAUUCUAUAGCCAGGAGGAAGUCUGAAUUUGCUGCUGCUCUGGAUGUUGCAGGAUGGCAAUAUAAGGGAAGGAAGGUACACAGAGGAAAACAAAAGGGUACAGCAUUGGUAAAUAAACAUACGUCGAUUUG